UUCCGCCCUUUCCUCCCACUUGCUCGCCGAACCCAGAGCCCCGCCCACCUCUUUUCGGUUUUUUCUCGCCGGCGUUUGUGCCAGGAUCGGGCUUUGGGCUCCGUGCAUCGACGCGCCGCCGCCUCCUGAUCGCAAAGGGUGUUUCCCCCAGGCUUUCGUGCUCCGGAAGUGGCGAGAUUCGCCGAGAAAGGUCAGAUCCGGUGGCCUGGUUCGAGCAACAGUGUGUUGGCGUAUCGAUCUGCAUUGGAUCGUCGGGCGAUUCGUGUGACGGAGACGACGUCCUCUGUGGUGGCUCCGGUUUGCUCCUCAGCUCUAGAUCUGGAAGGACUGGGUGAUCUGCUGCCUCAAGCAGCUUGAGGUGCAUUGGAAAGUGACCAUCUUUCCCAGACAUCGGCACAACGUAACUGGACAUGGAGGCUCUUGUGGUUUUCCCGGAGCAGCACAGCCACCACCAUCACCGCCACCCUGGUACCCGCAGCAAGUCAUCGGGUCCAUACUUUUCAUCACCGCCUAACUCUCGUGGCUUCCGUGGAAUGAACUGCCGGUCUUUCCACUCUGGUCGUUGCGUCGGUGCUAUUCCAUUCCCAGCACCUCCUGCUCGCACCUACUCAUCCCCAGAGCCCAAGACACCCAAGCAGCAACCACGCCAUGGUGGCAAGCGAAGCCGGCCAAUUUCCAUAAGCCUCUCCACAUCCCCUCCCUCCCAUUCUGAGCUCUGGGCAGGUCCAGCAUUCUCCAACUCUCCACCACCUAGUUCGCUUCCCAUCCCCAAAUUCUCGCUCCGCCAGAAGCGCAGCAUCUCUCUCGAGCUGCCACCGGUUGAACGCCCUGAUGAUGUGGUGGUCAGGCUGCAUUCUAAAUCAGCACCUUCAUCCCCAGUUGAGGGAUAUGGGUAUGACUUCUUCAAUGACGAUGCAAUCGCUAGUGCGAUAGCAACGGAGAAUCUGAGGAGGAUUCUCCAGCUGGAUAUCGCAGAUCAUUGAAUAAUGGGAGGAUGGAAGGGUGGUUCUUGUGUACAUAGGUUAUCUUUCACUGACAGCUUUCUACUUGCAUUGGUUGUGUAUAGGGUAAUGGUGAUAGAUACUUGGUGGUUGUAAGAUAUGGUCAGGAUCAUGGGAGAGGUGUAGGUUGUAGGUGAAGCAUCUUCAGAAGCUUAGACGGUUGAAGGUGAUAGUGCCCUGUUAGGUGUUAUUAAGGUGGGGUCUGGGUCGAGGAUGGGGUUGCACGGCAGUUGGUAGUAUUCACCUAUAUGCUUCCUUCAUCUCUUAGGUGUAGGAUUUAAACCUUUUUAAAAACAGCAUCAUUUGCAUCCACAGUACCUGUUCUGAGCUGGCGGUGGGCACUCUGACAUAGCAGUAACAUACGUCCUAACCCCAAACCAGAUGUCAAAUAUUUGUAGGGUACCAUGCAUCUUACAUACCCUUGCAUACUUAUUUCCUUCUGUCCUCUAGCCAACUGUCUCUAACUAUCCUCGCUUCCUGGUGCUCUGCAAAGAACACCAUUAUCUCCUCAGCAGCUCUUCUGUUUUUUUUGGUAAGGAAGAAGCUGCGUGGAAGAUGGAAGAAAUUCUGCUCUCUCCGUCUUGUUCGAAACUAACUUUCCUAUCCCGCCCCUUUGUUGCAUAUCUGGCAUAUACCAUAGUCCAUAUCCGUCGCAUAUCUCCAGGCUUUUAUGUUCAUCUAGCGCUCCUGCAUUGCAUCUAGUGCCCUUAGUCAGUUAGCAUGCUCAUUCGUUCCCACUUCAAGUUCACGAACCAGUUUGAGGGUUCUGAUUUUCUUAAAAGCGUCGAAAGAGAGUCUGGAUUCUGGAUCCCUUCGUGCAGGCAAACCCUGAUGAGGUUGCUCUGUAAUGACAUAACGCUUAAGCUAGCUCGUGCCGGUGUUACACGCUUCUGUAGCCCUGCGCAGUUUUAGCACUAGCAGUGAAGCAGCAGUACUGCUGGAUCUAGAUUAGUAGUCAUCGGAAAUGCCGAGGUUUGGUCAGUUAUCUUGUGCUCUGGUGUUAAAUCAGCAGUUGCAUUGUGUCGUUGUUACUUCAGUAACGUGAUAUAACGGUCCUAUGUCGUGAAACUAGCUCAUGGUGUUAGAACUAGAAACCAUGUUGCCCAGAGCUACUAUGUUGAUGUUGCACCUGCUGAGCCUGUCAUGGCUGUCACUCCUUGAGGAUUAUUUUGGUUAUUAGUUCGUCGGCGGAGUUGCGGAGUUUCGUCUCUGCGUUUGAUGAAAGUGUUAAUCCGAACUGUCAGGAUAAAUUUAAUAUUUUAAAAUAGAUAUGUAUAAAAUUUGAUGUUGAUCU
This is a messenger RNA of Zea mays, 2295 nucleotides long. RefSeq lists its product as uncharacterized. Lineage: Eukaryota; Viridiplantae; Streptophyta; Magnoliopsida; Poales; Poaceae. The transcript is spliced from 4 exons. The coding region runs from base 411 to 983 and encodes 190 amino acids. The record is from RefSeq and is marked predicted.